Molecule: messenger RNA, 884 nt
Organism: Durio zibethinus
Lineage: Eukaryota; Viridiplantae; Streptophyta; Magnoliopsida; Malvales; Malvaceae
Product: vacuolar iron transporter 1-like
Biological process (GO): intracellular manganese ion homeostasis
Molecular function (GO): manganese ion transmembrane transporter activity
Source: RefSeq, a predicted model, not a curated record
UCUUACAACUUCAUAUUUCAUUUUUCGUCAUUUGGAUUUUGGCAUUAUCAACCAGUUAGUUACCAAACAACAACAACAAAAAAACCACCCAGGAUUCAUGUUCCAUGGCUGGGGAAAGCAGCAGAGGAAAGAUUGAACCCGAGAAGCAAAGCCUUCUCAAUCAACACAAAGAAAGGCACUUCACAUCUGCAGAGAUAGUCCGUGACAUUAUCAUAGGUGUAUCCGAUGGUCUCACUGUGCCUUUUGCUCUUGUUGCUGGAUUGUCCGGUGCCAAUGCCACAUCUUCCAUUGUUCUCACUGCUGGCUUCGCUGAGGUUGCCGCUGGUGCCAUCUCCAUGGGACUCGGCGGUUAUCUGGCGGCUAAAAGUGAAGCCGAUCAUUAUGCAAGGGAGUUGAAAAGAGAGGAAGAAGAAAUAAUUAGCAUGCCUGAUACCGAGGCUGCGGAGGUGGCUGAAAUACUGGCGGUGUAUGGGAUAGAGCCACAUGAAUAUGAGCCUGUGGUGAAAGCUCUGAUGAAAAGGCCUCAGGCUUGGCUAGAUUUUAUGAUGAAGUUUGAGCUGGGAUUAGAGCAGCCGGAUCCAGGAAGAGCAUUACAGAGCGCAUUCACUAUUGCUAUUGCUUACAUAUUGGGUGGGUUGGUGCCACUUCUUCCUUACAUGUUCUUUCCAAAAGUUAGGGAUGCUGUGGCUGCAUCAGUGAUCAUAACCAUAGCGGCACUCCUGAUCUUUGGCUACGUCAAGGGUUACUUCACUGGCAACCAACCCGGAAAAAGUGCUGUCCAAACUGCUUUCAUUGGUGUCAUUGCAUCUGCUGCUGCUUUUGGCAUGGCUAAGGCUAUCCAUCCCUAGGCCCUACUACUAUUGUCCAAACUAUAUGGUUAUCUU